Messenger RNA from Cercocebus atys (sooty mangabey), 4692 nucleotides. RefSeq names its product NudC domain containing 1 (gene NUDCD1). Lineage: Eukaryota; Metazoa; Chordata; Mammalia; Primates; Cercopithecidae. The transcript is spliced from 10 exons. The record is from RefSeq and is a predicted model, not a curated record. The coding region runs from base 233 to 1984 and encodes 583 amino acids.
AAGAUAGUUCAGACCUUGCCGUCGCGCGGGCGGUAAGUACCAGGAGAACUACAUAGCCCAGCAUGCAACAACCUCAACUUUUUCACGGACACUACAUUUCCCAGAAGGCAGUUCGCACCGCAGUGUUUUCUGGGAUGGGAACCACGCUGCUUCCCAGUCUCUGUGCGAGGCGUGAAGCGCGGACCUUUCAACAAGGGCUUUAUUAAUUCUCACGCUGCGACCCUGGAAAGCGAUGGAGGUGGCGGCUAAUUGCUCCCUACGAGUGAAGAGACCUCUGUUGGAUCCCCGCUUCGAGGGUUACAAGCUCUCUCUUGAGCCGCUGCCUUGUUACCAGCUGGAGCUUGACGCAGCUGUGGCAGAGGUAAAACUUCGAGAUGAUCAAUAUACACUGGAACACAUGCAUGCUUUUGGAAUGUAUAAUUACCUGCACUGUGAUUCAUGGUAUCAAGACAGUGUCUACUAUAUUGAUACCCUUGGAAGAAUUAUGAAUUUAACAGUAAUGCUGGACACUGCCUUAGGAAAACCACGAGAGGUGUUUCGACUUCCUACAGAUUUGACAGCAUGUGACAACCGUCUUUGUGCAUCUAUCCAUUUCACAUCUUCUACCUGGGUUACCUUGUCAGAUGGAACUGGAAGAUUGUAUGUCAUUGGAACAGGUGAACGUGGAAAUAGCGCUUCUGAAAAAUGGGAGAUUAUGUUUAAUGAAGAACUUGGGGAUCCUUUUAUCAUAAUUCACAGUAUCUCAUUGCUAAAUGCUGAAGAACAUUCUAUAGCUACCCUACUUCUUCGAAUAGAGAAAGAGGAAUUGGAUAUGAAAGGAAGUGGUUUCUAUGUUUCUCUGGAGUGGGUCACUAUCAGUAAGAAAAAUAAAGAUAAGAAAAAAUAUGAAAUUAUUAAGCGUGAUAUUCUCUGUGGAAAGUCAGUGCCACAUUAUGCUGCUAUUGAGCCCGAUGGAAAUGGUCUAAUGAUUGUAUCCUACAAGUCUUUCACAUUUGUUCAGGCUGGUCAAGAUCUUGAAGAAAAUAUGGAUGAAGACAUGUCAGAGAAAAUCAAAGAACCUCUGUAUUACUGGCAACAGACUGAAGAUGAUUUGACAGUAACGAUAAGGCUUCCAGAAGACAGUACUAAGGAGGACAUUCAAGUACAGUUUUUGCCUGAUCACAUCAACAUUGUACUGAAGGAUCACCAGUUUUUAGAAGGAAAACUCUAUUCAUCCAUUGAUCAUGAAAGCAGUACAUGGAUAAUUAAAGAGAGUAAUAGCUUGGAGAUUUCCUUGAUUAAGAAGAAUGAAGGACUGACCUGGCCAGAGCUAGUAGUUGGAGAUAAACAAGGGGAAUUUAUAAGAGAUUCAGCCCAGUGUGCUGCAAUUGCUGAACGUUUGAUGCAUUUGACCUCUGAAGAACUGAAUCCAAAUCCAGAUAAAGAAAAACCACCUUGCAAUGCUCAAGAGUUAGAAGAAUGUGAUAUUUUCUUUGAAGAGAGCUCCAGUUUGUGCAGAUUUGAUGGCAGUACAUUAAAAACUACUCAUGUGGUGAAUCUUGGAAGCAACCAGUACCUUUUCUCUGUCAUAGUGGAUCCUAAAGAAAUGCCCUGCUUCUGUUUACGCCAUGAUGUUGAUGCCCUACUCUGGCAACCACACUCCAGCAAACAAGAUGAUAUGUGGGAGCACAUCGCAACUUUCAAUGCUUUAGGCUAUGUCCAAGCAUCAAAGAGAGACAAAAAAUUUUUUGCCUGUGCUCCAAAUUACUCCUAUGCAGCCCUUUGUGAGUGCCUUCGUCGAGUAUUCAUCUAUCGUCAGCCUGCUCCCAUGUCCACUGUACUUUACAACAGAAAGGAAGGCAGGCAAGUAGGACAGGUUGCUAAGCAGCAAGUAGCAAGCCUGGAAACCAAUGAUCCUAUUUUAGGAUUUCAGGCAACAAAUGAGAGAUUAUUUGUUCUUACUACCAGAAACCUCUUUUUAAUAAAAGUCAAUACAGAGAAUUAAUUAUUCUAACAUAUUGGCUUCUUUGUACUGGAAAAGUUUUCAGUGGUACAUGGAGGUCUGGACAAUAUACUAUAACCUCUUAAGUUUUAAUGUGCUAAAUAUAUCUUGUAUGAUUUUUUAUUUUUUAAAUAACAUUGGAAAUAUAUUCAAGAGAUUAUGAUUCUCUAAAGCUGUGGAAUGAAACUGCAGAUUUAGAGAACAUUGGUUUCUGUAAAAAAAAAAAAAAAGUGAAGAUAGUACUAGCAAGUAUACUUUUUAAAAUAGGCUAGAAUCUCAUGUUUUAUAUGAAAGAUGUACAAUUCAGUGUUUAAAAAUAAAAAUAUUUAUUGUGUACUCUGUUCAUUGAUAAGUUGCUAUAGUCUGUACCUAUAAAAUGUACAGGAUAAUAGUUAAAUGUUGAGUAUUGUACAUAUGUAUUUAAAUGGAUUGAAUAACUGAGUCUACAUGGAGGGAGAAAUGUUAGAGGACAGCAGUCCUAAUAUUUUUUAAGUUUAUUGAGAGACUUCAGUUAUUAUUUUCAAAUUAAGUACAGCUUUAUGUAACUUUCAGCCAGUUGCUCUGCCACAGACAUAGACAGAGAGAGAUAAGAUUUCACAUUAUCCAUCACUGCGAAACAAACCACACCAAAACUCAGUGGUUUAAAACAGGGACAUUUAUUAUUUUUCACAAUUUAGUGAGUUGGCUGUCUCUGCUUUACAGGGCCUCUCAGCCUCCAGAAGGCUAGACGGGUGUUCUUUCCAUAGUAGAGAAAACAUCCUAAGAGAGCAAGCUCCAAUAUGCAAGAGCUUAUCGAUCCUGUACAUCUAUCAUAUUUACUGAUGUUCCAUUGGACAAAGCAAAUCACAUGGCCAAGUCUAGAAUCAGUAUGAGGAGACUACACAAGCUGGCAGAUAGCAGGUGGUAUGAUUCAUUGAGGGCCACUGAUGGAACAAUCUACCACACAAGGACAAAUUAUAAUUUAUCCUUGUAGCUCUCUUUAUUUUUCUAACAAUUUAAACAAAAUAAUCCUGUUUAUAUGUUACACUUUUUUGCCACAAAUUUUGUUUUUUCAAACUUAUCUUUCCAGGUUUGUUUUAGUAUGUAUGUACCUGGAAAGUUUUAUUACUUUUUAUAACAUUUCAAGGUAUGUAUCUUAUAUAAACCUCAAGUUGGAUUUUAUAUUUUAAUAAGGAAGUUAAGACCUUAAUUUAAGAGGCAGAAGGUUAAGAUAAGAAAUAUAAGAUAGAAAAUAUUUUUGCUAACAUAUCUUUUGCCUGUCUGGGCAAGUAUUUGACUCAACUAAAUUUUAAUGAAUGAAUGUUUGAGAGACGGAGAGGAGGAAAAGAGAUGAGGAUUACAUACAUGUUCUAAACCCUUUGUCAGAAUGCAGUUUCCUAGAGAGUAUUGGGGUGCUAGGUAAAAAGUUAGGAAAGGUCCUGAGGACUGGUAUUGACAAUUGGAGUCCUAAUAGUACUCUAUUAGUAUUAGGAAAGAGAGACUAGGUACCAAACGUCAUGAGAUCAUAGACAUAGAAAACUGUAUAGUAACCAAAAACCAAACAGUAAUAUUUCCAGAACUUUUUAGUAUUGUUGUAAAACUUCAUGAAACAAAAGACCAUUUAAAUAGUGAAUUAUUAAAAAUCUUUAUUAUGGGAAAGUAGAUCUACAUUUUUGCUAAAAUUUUCCCCAAAGAUAAUAAAUAUCUUCUUAGGGAAUGUAAGAAAAAUGUAUAAUAAAAAUGUGGUGCUUAAUUAACCAUGACUAUGUAUAUAUUGCAAAUAUUAGUAAUCAGUGUUCUUUGUGCAUGUGAUUUUUUUGCAUGAUUAAUGUUGAAUUGAAAGCUCUCAGGAUAAUUAAUCCUAAAUGUUGUUGCAUGUUGACGUAUUUUAGAAGAUGAAUAGGCCUAGAGCAGUGAUUUCAAGCUAUUUUCUUGAAAUGCUUCAGGGAUUCCAUAAACAUUUAACUCAGCUUAAACAAUGUUCUAAGAUACAUAUACUUAGAACAUUGAGGUAUAUACUACAAGCGCUAAGAAUGUAGUACUUUGUAUUUUUGUUGAUUUUUAUCAUAUUAUAAAUAGGAAUUUAUAAAAUGUGUAUGAUAGUAAUAAAGUAGUAUUUUAUGUGUUUUGCAUAUAAGUCAUUUAACAAUAUUUGCUCUUUUAACACAUUUAAGCAUCAACUAUUUACCUUAGCAUGAUUUUUUCAGUAUUAAGGAUAAUGUAUUACUAUGGAUAAGGAGACAAUUUACAUUCUAAUUAUUUUCAGGUAAAAUUUCUUUUUAGGGAAAAAAAGAGGAGAGGGUAGCAUAGAGUGGUUGCUUUCCUGCUAAGGAAGUCUGACCAAAGCUGGAACCUUGGAGACUACCCACAAGAGUCAGGUAGAGUAGUUGCCAAUGGGAAGAGUUAGAAAAAAGAAUCAAAGUGUCAAGAAAUUAGGAAUGGUUAACAGUGUUAAAAAAAAAUACUCUUAAAGUACAUUCAUCACAUUUCUACAUAAAAGGGAAAUGACUGUACAGAACAAGUUAAACCAUCAUUACACAGGAAUUUCAGACAUUUUGUGUUAUUAACUAUAGAAAAGAACAAAUGGUAAGUUUAUGUAUGGCAAGUCAUAUAAGAAGGCAAAACUUUUACUCAUCACUUAUUAUUACUGGAAGAAUAUUCUAGUUACUUAGUAGUAAGUGUGUCUUACUGAACAGGUAAUAAUAGGUGAGCUGGUAAAAAAAAAAAAAAAA